This is a messenger RNA of Chlorocebus sabaeus (green monkey), 3757 nucleotides long. RefSeq names its product family with sequence similarity 107 member A (gene FAM107A). Gene Ontology annotation, cellular component: neuron projection; synapse; stress fiber. NCBI's taxonomy places the organism in Eukaryota, Metazoa, Chordata, Mammalia, Primates, Cercopithecidae. The record is from RefSeq and is a predicted model, not a curated record. Gene Ontology annotation, biological process: actin filament bundle assembly; regulation of actin cytoskeleton organization; actin filament polymerization.
GAACUUGGCCCCAGGCCUGAAAUCCGGCCUCCAGAUAUUUUCUUGGCCUGAGCCCAGACCAGCCGCCCUCCAGCCCUCCCAGGCAGCCUGCUGCCCAGUUGAAUGAAGGCGUCUGCUCUCAGAGUUUCUGCCGUGGGAGAGCCUCGGACCCCAAGCGUCUUCAAAGGUCUAUUAUUAAUGGGGCCGUCCAGCUGAAGCUGACAUCCCCACGCAGCCCUCCCAGAGCUCUGCACCUCAGCCAGCCCAUGGCCUCCACUGCCUGGCCCUGUCUGCUGAGCGGUGCCCAGCAAGGCGAGAAGGCCAAGUCCUGCCCGCUGGGCCAGCCAGAGGUCACCCACCACGCCUGAGCUACCGGUGUGUGGUGAGAGGACUGCCCCGCGUCUUCCCUCGGCUCCCAGCUGCCUCAGUUUCCCUUCCUGAGAAAGGCAGGGUUCUGGGAGGUGAGGAGCUGCAGGGACCCACGAAGGGCAUGGAAGCCGCCCGGGGACACUGGCCCCUCUGUCAGGAUCAAUCGCCCUAAGCCUGUCUGAGGCGCUCCAGGCUUAGGAGCAGCUGUGAAAGCCGCCUUUGUGCCUGGGAGAAUGAGCCGCAAGAGGACAGGGGGCCCUGGCCCCGGGAGCCCCUUGGGUCCUGGCUCCUGAGAUCAACGCCAUCAGGGAAGACCCCAGCCUGGCCCCUGCAGCCCACCCAGGCCUGGUGCCCACUUCGUGCCAUGGGAGCAGCCCAGGGGAAGAAGAAAACAUACUCUCCUCAGGCCAGAUUUCAUAGUGAAAAUGAGAAGCAGAGACGAAAUGGCUCAGCCGCCAUGUACUCGGAGAUCCAGAGGGAGCGGGCGGACAUCGGGGGCCUGAUGGCCCGGCCAGAAUACAGAGAGUGGAAUCCGGAGCUCAUCAAGCCCAAGAAGCUGCUGAACCCCGUGAAGGCCUCUCGGAGUCACCAGGAGCUCCACCGGGAGCUGCUCAUGAACCACAGAAGGGGCCUUGGUGUGGACAGCAAGCCAGAGCUGCAGCGCGUCCUGGAGCACCGUCGGCGGAACCAGCUCAUCAAGAAGAAGAAGGAGGAGCUGGAAGCCAAGCGGCUGCAGUGCCCCUUUGAGCAGGAGCUGCUGAGACGGCAGCAGAGGCUGAACCAGCUGGAAAAACCACCGGAGAAGGAAGAGGAUCACGCCCCGGAGUUUAUUAAAGUCAGGGAAAACCUACGGAGAAUUGCCACACUGACCAGCGAAGAGAGAGCGCUGUAGGGCCAGCUGCCAGACUCAGGCCACCACCCACCCUGGCCUGGACACCCUCCUCCAGCCCUUCUGCACCUGGCAGCCCUGGGCCCCAGGCCUUGGGACGUCUGUGAUGUUCCCACCUGCUUCUGUAGAAAUGUGUCACCCCAAAGGGCCUGGCUCUCCCUGGGAGGCCGGGGCCCCUAAGCUCCUAGGCUUUUCCUUCCAAGCACCCAGACCUUCUGCUCCAAGAGGGAAAACUGGCACGCCUCCCUGCAGGGGGUUCGGAGCCCAGCACAGGGGGUUUCUCUGGCAGAAUUGAGGAGGAAGAGGCGGCCCUCUGGCUUGACAAGCCUUCUGUUCUGCCCAGGCCUUCCCACCGGGAAUCUCCAAGGCUCCCCAGGGCCCCGCUUCUCCGCGCACCCAGCUCCUAGGUCUCAGAGAACUCCCCCACCUGUGAUUUUACCUGCAGCCAGCAGAGCUUAGCUUCAAGGACACCCACCUCCAAAGCACUGAGGGGAGGACGGGCAGGGCAGACCGCAGGCGGCCUUGUUGCUACCAUCCUGACCAGGUGGGAGGACACUAACAAAGACAGCUGUUUAGGGUCUUCUCCCCUCACCCAUGCUUUCAUCAUCCCCUCCGCACAGCGCCCACCGCCACCCCACCCCCGCCCCACCCCACCCCCGCCCCAUCCAGGCCUUCUAACCACACCUAGCCAGGGCUGCCACAUUCCUGCGCCCAGAAGUCUGCAGCAGUGCCUCACAGACUUGAUUGUGCAUACAAAUCACUGGGGAUCUUGUUAAAUACAGCUUCUAACUCAGUAGAUCUGGGGUGGGGGCUGAGAUCCUGCAUUUCUAACAAGCUCCCAGGUGAGGCGGAGGCUGCUGGUAUGAGGACCAUGCUGUGAGCAGCAGGGUGUGAGUGCCCAGGGCUGGUAUGUAUUAGAAAUAUCAUGCCUGAAGCCAUCGCUGGCCCCCACCUCCCGUGGACUGAUGCCCCAGGGAUUCCCACCCCUCCUCUGCAACCCCAGGUUUUCUUCAUUAUCCACCCCACCCCGGACUCCCACCCCCAGGAAUUCUCCAUGAAGACUUUGGCCUAGCAAAUUGUGUUGGUUAUGUGAGUGUUGUUUUAAUCAGAGAUGUAUGUGAUUGCCAAUCUGCAUUUCUCACCAGUGUGACCACACUGUUAUGAUGCAAUUCUAGCCAAAAAAAAAAAAAAAGAAUUUUUUUUUUUUACUUUUUCCUACAGUCUUAUGGAAAGCAAAUAUACAAUGAUUUCCAAUAGGCUUCUGGAAUAGAAACAGUGGUUUGAAGACCCCACUGCCGCCUUUAGGGACUGGCCCCUUUGAGUCUGAAUCCCCCGCCUCUGUCACCUGAGACCCAACCCCUAACUGGGCCAACUCCAAUGAAUUCACCCAUUUUUCUUCUUCAGAAGGCGUUUCCUAUGUGAGACCCACUUAUUUUAACCUUUUGCUCCUAUCUCAUUUUUAAAGAAUUAGAGAAUAAACCAGGCCUGUUCUUUUCCCCUGAAAUCCCUGCCUCUGGCUUCCUAAACCCAUCAUCUAAGGUGACAGAGCAGUGCUGGAAUAGCAUCUCCUUUCACUUCCCCCAAAACUGCCACAAAGAGCUGCCACUGGCAUGCUCUCUGAUUCCUGGAAGCAAACGUGGGACUGCCGGAGGAAAGGGAUUGUCCUGGUCUUACUCAUAACUGGGUGGUUUGAGGGUGACUGAAGUCGUGCUUUUCCUGUGUGUGCUCCCAGCACAGGGCUGUAAAUGCAGAUAUUCCGCCUGUGUGCAUAUAAAGUCAAGCUCAAAGAGGCUCCUGGAUGUGACUGGCGUGCUGAGAAUGUGGUUAUGUUGUUUAAUGUAUGUCAGGUGAGGGUUACACUGAAGAUUCACAAUCCCUAAAAUAAAGAUCACCACAUUCCCAAAGAAGCAGCCCUCGGGUCCAUGUGUUGUUCAGACAUGUGAAGAGAAGCAAGACAGAGGGUCUCAGAUAGAUGAGGGGUCCCCAGGGGAAUGCUUGGGGAUUUACCCAGUGGUCCCUAGAGGUGCUCCAUGGAGGCAACAAGUCUUUCCGUGAAGCCCCAGAAGUAGAAGGGACCUCAAGCGCCACGCCCUCCAGGGCAGCUGUGCAGAAGACCUUGGUUCACUCUUCAGGGGUCGUCCCAACUCCAUAUCUCCAGCCACUCCGACUGCGGAGGCUGUAAACCCAGACUCUCACUGUUCCAGUCUCCUUUGCAGCAUAGGAUGGCUAUGUGAUUCGGUGUGGCCAAUGAAAUUGAAGAGGAAGUCUACAGGGGCUUCUGGGAAAGCUUAUGCUUUUCUGAUAAAAGACACAGGCAUGGCUAACAUCUCCCUGGCUGCCUUCUUUCUGCUUUGAUUGAGGGAGUGAUGCCUGGAGCCACAGCAGCCACCUUGCUACCAUGAGAAAAAGGCCAAGAGAAUCAGAGUCAUUAACCCUAUCAUUAUUUCACCAAGCCAAUGCCAGCCACCAUCCUUCUCCAUAAUUCUUGUAAAUAAAAUAAAUCCCUCUUUGUUUAAACCA